Messenger RNA from Lactuca saligna, 2083 nucleotides. Lineage: Eukaryota; Viridiplantae; Streptophyta; Magnoliopsida; Asterales; Asteraceae. The record is from the annotation of a GenBank genome assembly.
UUUUGGCCGAUUAAAAUGGCGCUUCACUAUUACAAUCUCUCCCAAAAUGCCUCCGCCAUAUCUCUCCUCCGCCACCUUCCUCCUCCUCCUCCUCUACUCCGGCCACCUCGCCGUAUCUCUUACAGAACCCACCUUCCCCUCCUUCCCAGGUUGCGACGGAACUUUCUCUUGUGGCAACAUCCACAACCUCAGCUACCCUUUCACCGGCGGUGAUCGACCCGAUCACUGUGGUCCACCUGAAUUCCGACUUACCUGUACUACAAACGAGUACCCUGAGUUAAUCUCCGAACCAGUUACUUACCGGGUUCUCGAAGCUAACUUGACCGCAAAAACCCUCGUACUAGCCAGAUCGGACUUAUGGAACAAUCCAUGUCCUACCACCUUUCUUAAUUCAACUCUCGAUUCGAAUUACUUUGAUGCUGGUGGCGUUGAGAAUGUUGAUCUCACCAUUUUCUUUGGAUGUAGUUCGUCGCUCAUGCCUAUCCAACUACAACACCGGUUUUUUUGUGACGUAGGUGGUGUGGAUCUUACAGAUUCGUACUUUUUAAUCGGGAAUGUUCCUAUUGAACCGAUAUUAAAGAUGAUACACUGUUUUAAGGGUGUGAGGACUCCGUUGUUAAGAACUGUUGCUGAUGAUCUCAAUCAAAGUAUGUUGACUCUUGCAGAAGCUUUGACUAUGGGUUUUCAGGUUACCUACAGUAAUCCGUUUGAUGAGAAGUGUUUAGAGUGUGGUAGGUUGCAAGGGCAAUGUGGAUUCAACGUUGCUACAAGCCAACCUAUUUGUAUUUGCAACAGUAGUAUAUGUAUCCCACCAGGGAAUUCAAGGAAAGGGCCUGUGACUAUAAUCCUUUCAACCCUUGGAUCGAUUCUUGUUGUUUGUGGUGUUGCAUUGGGAAUCUUUGUUUGUAAACAAAGGAGGAAAAGGCGUAAUAGAAAAGAAGCAUCAUCCUUAAAAACCGAGAGUUAUACCCAAUCUAAUUUCAGUUCUAGCAUCCCUUCAUAUCCUUCACCAACAACUAAAGACUUCACAAAUUGCUACUAUUUUGGAGCUCAAGUUUUUACCUAUGAAGAACUAGAACUAGCUACCGAUAACUUCAAUGAUUCAAGAGAACUCGGUGAUGGUGGUUAUGGAACUGUUUAUCAUGGUAAGCUUCUCGAUGGGCGAGAAGUAGCAGUGAAACGUCUAUACGAAAACAAUUUCAAACGCGUACAUCAAUUCAUGAACGAAAUUGAAAUCUUGACAAAACUACAACACAAAAACCUCGUAAAACUAUACGGAUGCACAUCAAAACGAAGCCGCGAACUACUACUCGUAUACGAAUACGUUCCAAAUGGCACAGUAGGCGAUCAUCUUCAUGGCAAACUAUCAAACUCAAAUUCAAACAUGUUUCCAUGGUCUGUACGCCUCAACAUCGCCAUAGAAACAGCCGAAGCACUAGCCUACCUCCACGAAUCCGACAUCAUACAUCGCGAUGUGAAAACCAACAACAUUCUCUUAGACAAAACUUUCAAAGUCAAAGUUGCUGAUUUUGGUUUAUCAAGAUUGUUCCCAAACAACGUGACACAUGUCUCAACGGCCCCACAAGGGACACCUGGCUAUGUGGACCCCGAAUACUACCAAUGUUACCAGUUAACUGACAAGAGUGAUGUUUUUAGUUUCGGGGUGGUUUUGAUCGAGCUCAUAUCUUCUUUACAAGCUGUUGAUACUAAUAGAGAUAGGCUUGAUAUAAACUUGGCUGCAAUGGGGGUUAAUAAAAUUCAGAAUCAUAUGUUGGGGGAGUUGGUGGAUGAGAGGAUUGGGUUUGAGAGUGAUGGGGUGGUGAGGCGGAUGGUUACGUUGGUGGCGGAGUUGGGUUUCCGGUGUCUGCAACCGGAGGCGGAUAUGAGGCCGACGAUGAAGGAGGUGGUGGAGAUUUUGAGAGGGAUUCAGAAUGAUGAAAUGAAUGCUCAGAAACCGGAGGUUGUUGAUUUUGUGGUGGAGUGUGGGUUGUUUAAGGAUCAUAAUACACAACCACCAUCGCCGGAGUAUGGUGUUACUAACAAAUUGGUUAAUGGGUCGUUGCCAAAUUCUUCUGAUGGUUGA